This is a messenger RNA of Trachymyrmex septentrionalis, 4959 nucleotides long. It is a transcript of the gene Bre1, whose product is annotated as E3 ubiquitin-protein ligase Bre1. Gene Ontology annotation, molecular function: ubiquitin protein ligase activity; metal ion binding. The transcript has 16 exons. Gene Ontology annotation, cellular component: HULC complex; nucleus. The record is from RefSeq and is a predicted model, not a curated record. Lineage: Eukaryota; Metazoa; Arthropoda; Insecta; Hymenoptera; Formicidae. Bases 243 to 3158 code for a protein of 971 amino acids.
GGCAGGACGAUCAACGGACUGGCGUGCUUUCUGAACGACUCCACGAUUUUCGUCCAUGAAAUCGCGAAAGAUGCAGAGGUCCGCGACGACCGAGCCAAGACACGAGGCACAGUUUGUCGGAGAAUGAUGUCGUAGCAGCGAGGUCGUGGAAGCGAGGCACGAAUAAUCGUAGAAGGUGGACGUAGCAACGGCAGCGGAAACAGUUUAAUCGCUUGUACUAAGACACAGCACUGCGUGCAAAGAUGUCGAAACGACCCCCAGAUAAUGGGGACUCCAGUUCCCAACCACCUAUAAAGAAGGUGCAGUUUGAACCAAUUUUAAUUGGACCCAUAUCUACUCUCGAAGAGAUGGACAUGAAGGUUUUACAGUUUCAGAAUAAAAAGCUAGCACAGAGAUUGGAGCAAAGGCAUAGAAUGGAAGCUGAAUUGAGACAACGUAUUGAACAAUUAGAGAAACGCCAAAUGCAAGAUGAUGCAGUACUUAAUGUAGUUAAUCGAUAUUGGAAUCAACUCAAUGAAGAUAUACGUGUAUUAUUACAAAGAUUUGAUGCUGAAACUGCCGAUGAAUCUGAAAAUAAAAACGAGAGUGAGGCUACAACAUCAUUUCUAAUGCAAUUAUCUUCCUGGGAUAAAGAGGAAUUGGAUGACAAAUUAGCAAACCGUGUACAGGUAUCAAAACGAGCUGUGUCUAAAGUUGUACAAGCAUUUGAUCGUUUAUCUCAAAGAAAUGAAAAAAUCACUCUUGCGCUUAAAGGAGAAUUUGAUGGCGAUUAUAAAUCGUAUUAUAUAGAAGAGGCACCGAACAUGGACGAAGUUGUACGUCGUGCCAAUGCUGAAAUACAAAUGGAAAACAGAAAUCUGCAGGCGAUAAAUAUACAAUUGCAUGAAAAAUAUCACACUAUCUCAUUGAAGAUGUCAGAAUUGCAAGAUACAAUAACAGGAAAAGAUACGCUUGCAGCAGAAUUACGAAAUCAAGUCGACGAUUUGCAAUACGAAUUGAACAAAGUACGGGCGAGAAAUGAUAAAUUGGAACAUCAUCUUGGAGAAGCAGUCGAAAAAUUAAAAGCUUUUCAACAAAUUCAUGGCGCUGAUGAGAAAGGCAGUAAUAAACCGAAUACUUUAGUUGCAUCUAGUGUUUCACAGACUAAGCUUGAUGACUUGCAAAGAGAACUUGAAGAGACGCGUGAAUUAGCUAAUAAUAGAUUACAGGAAUUAGACAAACUUCAUCAGCAACAUCGCGAAACUUUAAAAGAAGUAGAAAAAUUGAAAAUGGAUAUAAGACAACUUCCCGAAUCAGUAAUUGUGGAAACAACAGAGUAUAAAUGUUUACAAUCGCAAUUUUCCGUAUUGUAUAAUGAGUCUAUGCAAUUGAAAACACAAUUGGAUGAUGCUCGUCAACAGUUACAAUCGAGCAAAAACGCACAUUUACGCCACAUUGAGAUGAUGGAGAGUGAAGAAUUAAUGGCUCAAAAAAAAUUGCGCGGCGAGUGUAUACAACUCGAAGACGUUUUAGCACAAUUACGCAAGGAAUACGAGAUGCUUCGCAUUGAAUUUGAACAGAAUCUAGCUGCCAAUGAACAGACAGGUCCGAUCAAUCGAGAAAUGCGGCACCUAAUUACCUCCCUUCAGAAUCACAAUCAACAAUUAAAAGGAGAAGUGCAUCGGUACAAGCGAAAAUACAAAGAAACUUCUACUGAAAUACCUCGAUUAAAGAAGGAAGUAGAGGAAUUGACAACUAAAUUAGGGCAACAAACGUCGCAAGAAAAUAAAGAAGGGAAUAAUUCAGAUGGUAGCGGAAAAGAAGAAGAUGCUUCAAAUUCAUUGCCAGGAUCUACACAGAUAAAAGAAGAAAGUGGUGUUACUAUAAAGAGGGAAUCUGGUGCUGAUGAAGAGGUAGAAACAAUUGAGGUUGGAGAAGGUGAAGGCAACAAAAAUACACCAGAUUCUCUAACGUUAACUUCGCCAACUCUAAAAAAGGAGAAGGAUAUAAAACGUGAGAAGGAUAUCAAGAAAGAAUCUGUAAAAACUGAACAUCGGGAUCCUGCACAUCGCACCAAAGACGCAAAAAUGGCAGAAUCGGAAGCCGUGAGAGAUUUGAAGGCACAACUUAAAAAAGCUGUGAAUGAGAUGAAAGAAAUGAAGCUUUUAUUAGACAUGUACAAAGGUGUUGGAAAAGAGCAGCGAGAUAAAGUACAGUUAAUGGCUGCGGAGCGUAAAACGAGAGCAGAAUUGGAGGAUUUACGACAGCAAAUCAAAAAGAUUCAAGAAAGUAAACGUGAAGAACGUAAGAAGUUAGCUGAUGAAGAUGCACAGAUAAAAAUUAAGAAAUUAGAAGAACAAGCAUACACAUUGCAACGUCAGGUUGCUUGUCAAAAACAGAAUUGUAUUUGGUUGCAGGAAGAGGAAGCACUUCUGAAUGAGAUGGAAGUGACCGGACAAGCGUUCGAGGAUAUGCAGGAACAGAACUCUAGACUCAUACAGCAGUUACGUGAAAAAGAUGACGCAAAUUUUAAGCUCAUGACAGAGAGAAUCAAAAGUAAUCAAUUGCACAAACUUGCGAGGGAAGAGAAGGAUGUGUUAAAAGAACAAGUGUCUACAUUAACGACGCAAGUGGAAGCGGCCAACGUAGUUGUACGAAAGCUGGAAGAGAAAGAACGUCUUUUACAAAAUUCUCUCGCCACGGUGGAAAAAGAAUUGGCGCUAAGACAGCAAGCGAUGGAGAUGCAUAAACGGAAAGCGAUAGAGAGUGCACAAUCUGCAGCUGAUCUCAAACUCCAUCUUGAAAAAUAUCAUUCCCAAAUGAAGGAAGCACAACAGGUCGUAGCCGAGAAAACAAGUUCCUUAGAAGCUGAAGCAUAUAAAACUAAAAGAUUACAGGAAGAAAUAGCGCAACUGAGGCGCAAGGUCGAACGAAUGAAGAAGAUUGAGCUCGCUGAAACCCUGGAUGAAGUAAUGGCGGAAGAGCUGCGGGAAUAUAAGGAAACUCUAACGUGUCCGUCUUGUAAGGUGAAGCGGAAGGAUGCCGUGCUUACUAAGUGCUUCCACGUAUUUUGCUGGGAUUGUCUACGCACACGUUAUGAGACGCGACAACGAAAAUGUCCGAAAUGUAAUUGCGCCUUCGGUGCCAACGACUACCAUCGGCUGUACCUAUCCACAUGAAGAAGAAGGUGCUGACUUGAAAAAUAAGCCGCGGUGUAGAGUUAUGUUUUGUAAUAUGUUACGUGAGCAUUUCUCUUUUCUUUUUUAUAUCUUUUAUUUAUUACUCUAAUUUUUUGUGGAAUGACCAUAUGCAAUAUGUGAUUAUCCCUAAGUGCGUCACGAAUAAUGAAUCACGAAUUUUGCUAAGUUCUUAUUAAGAUCAUAGCCCAUGAAAGAAAAAGAACAUAAGCCAUAGAAUUUAAAAGUCAUAGAUUUAAGAAUCGCAGUCGAAAAUUCAGGAGACUGGAUAAUCUAUUUAUUACUUUAAUUCUAUUACUUCCACGUUUUCAUGCCUUAUGGUCUAAUUUAUAAACUAUAAGAAUCGAUAAGUAAAGUGAAUGAUGAAUGAGUGAACGAAUAAAAGAAAAAGAGAUAAAUAAGGAGGAAAGAGAAAAAAACUGGAUUGUAUUUUUAAAUGGUAUAUAGUACGGGCUGCAAGCUUUCAAUUUUAUUUACAACGUAAAAAAUGAUUUAUUAAAUUACUCUCUCUGAUCUCGUUUUUUAAAUAAGCUUGCGCGAGGUUAUCGUUAACAUCUACAUACAAUUGAUCACUCAAAUCAAUGCCUUCUUAAAUUAUUUUUAAGAAGAACUACUGUCCUCUCAGUAACAACAAUUUACUGUUUAAAAUGUCUUUUAUAAUAGCGUUUUCUCUUGGCUGCACUAUCGCCCACUAAUGCAACACUCAGACAGUGUACUGUUUCCAUGGCUGGUAGUAAGCAAACUCGUUCGGUGUACCGUGUUUCCAAUUACGGUGUGUGCAAAUUUUAUGCACGAAGUGAGAUUUUGCUACAUCGUCUCAAAGGGACAAUGUAGAGCCAGUAUGACAUUUAAAAUUUGAAAAUGGAAGUCAAGUGGGAACAGGGUUUUAGCGCAAUAAUGAUAUAGUGUACAUCAUGGUGUGCAUCACUCUAAUGUAGCUGAGUAUAGCGCUUGCACGCAACUGAUGCGAAACUACAUCCAGUGUAACUCCCAAGAGAAAACGCUAUAUAAGAUAAAAUAGAGAUCACUGAGAUCAAGGUCACUGGAUUGAUAAUCAUUAGUCUAUUAGACAAAUUUUGAAACUAUAAAUCUAGAUCACUGAUUUAGUAAUUAUAACUGUAUGAAUUAAAAUUGAUUAAUUGACUGACAUAGAGUGCGGUUGAGUUACGCAUGUAACUACGCUACGAAUGUUUGGAAGCAUUUUUUGAUUGAUCAAUUAGUAAAAUUCUUUUUUCUGAUUGAUCAAUCAAAUACUUCAAGCAUUUGUAGCGGCAACUCGACCGCAUCAUAUAUUAUUUAGAUUCAAUUACUAUACGAAAUUCAUAGAAGUGUAAAUCUGCUGAAAGUGUUUAAUAUUCCGUCUGUAUGUUCUGAACGCUAUGCCUGAUUAAGUCAUGUAAUUACUUUAAUUCCAUUUGAAUCUUCAUCUCUGAGUUGAGAAGUCUCGAAGAAGCGCUCUAAUUAUCUACUUUUCACUUCUGAAAGUAAAGUAAAUUUACUUUUGUAUUAACAUUUAGAUUCAACAAUUAGUAAUUUGUAAUAAUCGCUUAUAGGUAUUUAUUUAAUUAGGAUAAAUUUAACAGAGUUACGAUCCAAAUUCGCUUUAUCUAUUGUUUAUAAUACGAGACAGGCAAACUGAUUAAUAACAGGAAUGUUCUGUACGAUAAUUACUCGAUAUUAUUCAAUAAGAAACGAAUUCUUUUUACUGAUCGUGAUUAUAUUUCUCAUGAUCGAUUUCAUCGAAAUUGUCAUUGGAAUCAAGAUAGAAAUUAAAGAAAUAAGA